AUGGUUUACUGUGGCAAGCCAAGCAAGGGAUGUGGAGAGUGCAGGUCUAGGAAGAUCCGGUGCGACCAGGUCCAACCGGCCUGUUCGCAAUGUACCAGGGCCAAGCGGGACUGCCCCGGAUACCGGGACCAGUUAUCACUGAUGUUCCGCGACGAAAGCAAAUCGGUAGUCCGAAAGGCUGCAGCAGGGGCCAAGCAAAAACGACCGGAGCGAUCACCUCGCACAGCAUCCCCAGAAGGGAAUCCUGUGCGGCCUAGGCUUUCCGGCUCGGUGGACCCCUUGGAUUUCAUGUCCGAUCCACAGCACGCAUAUCUUGUACAACACCUGGGUCAACGCCCAUUGGAGGUACAGCCGCUGCAAGAUGUUGACACCACCAAAUAUGAAGCUAUAUGUUAUUUCAUGAGAUCCAAUUGCCUCCCCGGCAGCUUUUGGUCGAGUGAUUUGGUCACCAAGUUCUUGCUGCAGACUGGGGGUCCUGCGAGUCAGAAAGCCAUGCAGGCUAGUGUGAUCGCUACUGCGACGGCUAUGCUCUCCCGAGUUAGACAAUUACCGAGCCUGAAAGAUGUGGCCCACAGGGAGUAUGGAUCCGCUUUGAGAUUGCUCAACUCCGCUUUGUCCGACGUGGAGGAGGCGAAGACGAAUCAGACACUAGGAGCGGUCGUACUGCUUGCCAUUUAUGAAGUGGUCACGUCAAGAUCCCCGGAAGAUAUUGAUAGCUGGACAAACCAUAUCAACGGCGCAACAGCGCUACUCGAUAUAAGAGGAACAGAUCAGCUCAAGAGUGAAACCGGUCUUAAAUUAUUCUUACAUCUACGAUACCAGGUGAUCAUUAGCUGCUUACAGCGAGACGCAAGAGUGCCUCAAUCACUUCUGGAAUGCACCAAGAUUGCCAUGUUCCUCCGUCCAGCAGAGGCACAUGGCAAUCGCCUCAUUAUGAUUAUUGGAAAGCUGUCGAAUCUUCGCGCAGACAUCCGAGCCGAUCUAUUUACCGACGAACAAGAGAUCAUAUCAGCAGCCUCAGCCAUUGAAGCCGAAUUGAUCGCCUGGCUGGCCUCGCUUCCUCCAGAGUUCAACUACACCACCCAUACAAAAUCACCCUUCGAUUUUUCCUUCCAACAGCGCUUCCGAGGGAUCUCCCUUUACGACGAUCAAUAUCACGUAUACCCCACCCUCUGGGUCUGCAACUCAUGGAACCAGUACCGCAGUGCCCGAAUCAUCGUCAGCGAAAUAAUUCUCUCCCACGUCCGCAGGAUCUCCGACAGAUCCUCCCUCAGCUCCUUAUCUGAAGAAUUCCGUCUUCAAUGUAAGACACUUCGAUCAACCAUCAGGAGAUUGGCUGUGGAGAUCUGUCGAGGUGUUCCGUUCCAUUUCAAUGCACACCAGGCAGACAGAGAGCCCAGUCUACCGCCACCGGAGAGCUAUAUUGGAGGACUGGUGCUUCUGUGGCCAUUAUUCGUCGCUGGUAUUGUUGAAAGUCCAGACCAUAAACUUCGCGGAUGGGUUGUGAAGUGUUUGAAGAUGAUUGGACAUACCAUGGGCCUUGAUCAGGCCCUUGCUAUUGCAGAUAUUGUUUCUGCGGAUCCUGGUGUACUGCAUUUUGUGACCGAGGAAGAAGAUCCACUCAUCGAGAGCUCUGAUGCGCCCGAUCUGACGAGGCGACACCCUGCUCCGCCUAUGAAUACUUGUGUUAAAGAGAUUCCUGCUUCGGGGGUAUAG
This is a messenger RNA of Penicillium brevicompactum, 1716 nucleotides long. Its product is annotated as Zn(II)2Cys6 transcription factor. Lineage: Eukaryota; Fungi; Ascomycota; Eurotiomycetes; Eurotiales; Aspergillaceae. The transcript is spliced from 3 exons. The coding region runs from base 1 to 1716 and encodes 571 amino acids. Gene Ontology annotation, biological process: regulation of DNA-templated transcription. Gene Ontology annotation, molecular function: zinc ion binding; DNA-binding transcription factor activity, RNA polymerase II-specific. The record is from RefSeq and is a predicted model, not a curated record.